AUCAUCAUCUCAACAAUUAACACCAUGAAAAAUUGGCAAAUCUUUCUGGUUUUCUUGUUAGCUUCAUAUAUAGUGUUCAUAUCCAUGAAACAACACCAGCCUCAAUACUUCUCCAUUCAUGGCAUUACGUAUGAAAUUCGUGUUGUUAAUGGCUUCACCAACAACUCCUCCCUCCCUCUCGUCAUCUGGUGUGCCUCCCAAGAUGCCAAUAUCGGUGGUCGAGCUCUUCAGGAAGGUGAUGACUUCAGUUGGGACGCUAGAAUUAGUUUCUGGACUGCCAACCCUGCUUUCUCGUGCACCAUGAAAUGGGAUCGAACCAGGAAGAAGUUUGAAGCUUUCCAGGUGCACCGAGACAGACCCAGGUGUAGACUGCUUAGGAAAUGCUCGUGGUUGGUUAAGGAAGAUGGUUUCUAUUUCAGCAACGAUGAGUCUAAUUGGGUUAAGGAUUUUUCAUGGCUAUAGUAUCUGUUUGAUUAACUUACAACAUUAGCUCUUUCUCCGAACCAGAAACGGUUGUGUUUACUAGACCUGAAAAUGAGACUCACAAUGUCUUUUUCUUAGAUUUCUACACGGUUUUAUAGAGUCGAAUACAACAGUUAUAAAUGUUAUUCAUUGGUAUCUUGUGUUAGGAGGUCAGUUUAGCGAGUAUAAGUUAGCUUGUAUUUAAGCUUAUUGAAAAAGCUUUGUUUGAUAAGCUAUAAGAUAGCUUCU
This is a messenger RNA of Cynara cardunculus var. scolymus (artichoke), 711 nucleotides long. RefSeq lists its product as uncharacterized. Lineage: Eukaryota; Viridiplantae; Streptophyta; Magnoliopsida; Asterales; Asteraceae. The record is from RefSeq and is a predicted model, not a curated record. The coding region runs from base 25 to 462 and encodes 145 amino acids. The transcript has a single exon.